Linum tenue is the source of this 2445-nucleotide messenger RNA. NCBI's taxonomy places the organism in Eukaryota, Viridiplantae, Streptophyta, Magnoliopsida, Malpighiales, Linaceae. The record is from the annotation of a GenBank genome assembly.
ACUGAGAAGUGAAAGCCGAAAGGUAGAGUGAGAAGAACCGAAGAAGCAGUAGUUUAAGAAAAAGAAAAUGACGUAAGCUGAGAUAUCCGACCUGAAGUGCGCGAUUGGAGCAAGUUGCCGAACUGAAAUCGACGGCAGAACAAUGGCGCCGACCGCCGCGAGUUUUGCAGUGAUUCCAUGCCUUUCCGUCUCUGUCAAAGCACCAACUGAUUGUUCCUAUAAGCAGCUGCAACGGAAUCAAGUUGCCGCCGAGACUCGUCGGCGAGUCUUGCUCGCUGGUGCUAUUUCGACACUAUCCAUAAUGUCUCCCAGCUGGAUGCCGACGCCAUUGCCUGCCAGAGCCGAAGGAGGACAACCGGCAAAAGACGAAGAGGAGGAGGGCGUGGUCGGCGCAAUCAAGUCGCUUCUGGAUCCAAACGAGAAGACGAAAUCCGGGAAACUGCUUCCGAAAGCUUACCUGAAGUCCGCGAGAGAGGUGGUGAAGACGCUGCGAGAGUCGCUGCAGGAGGAUCCCAAGGACAAUGCCAAGUUCAGGCGGAACGCCGACGCAGCCAAGGAAUCCAUUAGAGAGUAUUUGGGCAAUUGGAGGGGCCAAGAGAAGAUCGCCGGCGAGGAAUCGUACGUGGAGAUAGAGAAGGCGAUAAGAGCACUGGCGAGCUUCUACUCAAAAGCAGGGCCGUCCGCAGCCCUACCGGAAUCUGUGAAGUCUGCGAUACUGGAUGAUUUGAAGACCGCUGAGGAGUUUUUGUGAGAAUGUACAUAUAAAAUGGAUUCAAUUCUAUAAAUAAGCACUGAAUUGAAAUGGAAAGCGUGGAAUGGAGGAACAUUUUCCAUCCCAGUUUCUUACUUGCACACAUGGAAAAAUUUGUAUCGAGGAACCAGUAGUCUUUUCCCGAGAUAGGAUAACAAAAAAAAACAGGGGAGGGAGCGUCUGCUACGUAAGAAUCGAAUUCGUUCCUCUUCUUUUUGUUACAGGGUGGUGGGAAUCAAAGUUCCAAAAUCUGGAACCCCGCAGCCGCGCAAUCAUCGGCAAUACCAAACUUAUAUACACGUUCUAAGGGUGACUGCGCACGAGAUAGCUCUUACUCCGGCCAUCCCAUCAUCCCAUUCAGCAUACAACAGCGGCUGGCAGCCUCAGCCUCACUCCCUUCACUGCACGCAGUGGUAUAGAUCACUCACACUCUUCCCGGAAGGACCGAAACUUGGAAAAGGCAUAUAACAAUAUCGCCGAGCAUCCCUGCGGGCAUCCCAGCAGCCCCUGUGUACAGAGAACAACGCACCGAACUCGUUGAGAUCACGCGCCAAACUAGGUGCCCCCAAAAUGCUUACCCUCAUCGUCAGAGUAGUGCAAGUGAAUAAGGAGUGCAGCAGCUACUCAGAUUCUGUUUUGACUUCACUCGCAUCAGUGUCGGAACCAUGCUCAUAAGUUGCUGCUGCAUGGUUUGCUGCUUCAAGGCCUGAUCCCAAUUGGUAUUCCUCCCCGGGAGCAUCGAUAUUGGUCGGCUCAGAGUCUCUCGGGAGACCACCCAGCAAUGUAGUUUGUUCAGUAGAGAACGAACCUUUAUAUUCCUCCUCGGAAUUAGACUCGCUUAAUCUAUUGAAUGCUUGGGCCUCGUCAGUUCCAUUAUCCCCCAAAUCAUGUGCCGCCUCUUUGACUUCUCUCCGACUGCUCAUAACAGUAGGCAUCCUCAAAUGGUUAGCAACAGACGCUGAUUCAUCUACUGCCUCACCAUUUACUGGUUUAUGUUCACGAGAAGCAUCUGGCGAACUGCUCAUUUCAGAAACAUUGUUCGAGGAAAUGGGAAGAAGAAACUGGUUUUCAGGAAUAGCAUGAGAAGAGAUAUCAUCAUUCUCCAGAGAAGCUGACUUCACGUUGGAUAUUCUGGAUUUAUCCAACUUCUUGUCCACUAGCCCUGAAUCUGAGCUGACGCUUUGCUUAAUCUCGUGGGAUGCAUCCAAGGAAAUCUUUGAAGAGUUUGCAGAAGCAACUGGACUUGAUGUGCCAGAUUUUGCCCUAGCCGAUUCUCCAACUUUCGCUUCAAUGUUAUUAUGUUCAAGACCACCACUGUCGCUUUCUCGAAGAUAAUCUCCAGCUGAACCACUAUCAGCUGAAGCAUUGUCCAUAAAUUUAUCACCUUGGGGUCCCUUCUCUUUCACACCUAUGAAGAAAAAUAAGGAGUUCAGUAACAUAUGGGAUCAAGUCUGGGGGGAAAAAUCAAUCAACAAAAUACUAAAUGGGGAAAACCUUUAUUAGUGUUCAUUUUCUCCCCAUUUUCCUGCUGAAGUAAGUGCUUCUGAAGCAUAUCCACACCAGGGAACACCAUCGUAUUCAUAGACUUCAGUUCUUGCUUAAGGGAUUCAUCAAGGCUAGUGAACCCAAACACCUCCGUCCAUGUGUGCAUUAGCUCAGAAAUGGCAGGAAUAAUUAGCUUCUCAACCUUCAAU